Messenger RNA from Cydia splendana, 2306 nucleotides. RefSeq names its product LIM domain only protein 3-like. Gene Ontology annotation, cellular component: nucleus. The transcript is spliced from 7 exons. Gene Ontology annotation, molecular function: transcription coactivator activity; DNA-binding transcription factor binding. Gene Ontology annotation, biological process: positive regulation of transcription by RNA polymerase II. The coding region runs from base 60 to 755 and encodes 231 amino acids. Lineage: Eukaryota; Metazoa; Arthropoda; Insecta; Lepidoptera; Tortricidae. The record is from RefSeq and is a predicted model, not a curated record.
GCUGAAUAAAUAGUAAAAGAUCUAAUAUAGUUGUGUGAUGCAGAAGUGACGGCCUCGCCAUGAUUCGCGACCCCCCGGCCAUGCACAAGCCUGACAGUGCUCCCAGUCAGCAGGAUGAGAAGUACGCGCUCAGCAGCAGCGUGGCGAACACGGGCGGCGCGCGGCUGUGCGCGCAGUGUGGCAAGGUCAUCACGGAGCGGUUCCUCCUCAAGGCCAUGGAGCGCUUCUGGCACGAGGACUGCCUGAAGUGCGGCUGCUGCGACUGUCGGCUCGGCGAAGUUGGCUCCAAACUUUACUACAAGGCGGAUCUCAUGCUUUGCAAAAGGGACUAUCUUAGGUUAUUUGGUGCCACAGGCAACUGUGUAGCGUGCAACAAAGUCAUUCCGGCCUUCGAAAUGGUUAUGCGAGCCAAGAGUUUCGUUUACCACUUAGAAUGCUUUGCCUGUCAACAGUGCAAUCACAGGUUCUGCGUAGGUGACAGAUUCUACCUGUGCGACAAUAAAAUCCUAUGCGAAUACGACUACGAGGAGAGGCUGGUGUUCGCCAGCAUGGCGGCCAACCCCAGCGGCCUCGCGCACAUCCGCCGCCAAGUUAGCGGCUUACAGUCGCCCAGCGCAGGCUACAUCGGCGGCGCGGGCUGCGGCGCCGGCGCGGCCGCCGCGGACAAGGACGGUGGGAACUGCGCGGGCGCAGACGACGCCUCCAGCGGGUACGGCAGCCCGCCCGACCCCGACGUCUGCGACGCCGCGCGAUGACCGACGAUGCCGCGCCGACUUCUCGCCUCGGUGAAACCCCACUAGUGUCGGCGGGACCAUUGGCUGUCGGAGCUUCGUCCCUGAGGCGGACGUUUUCGACUCUGCAAGCACCCGGCAAUUCUCGAAAACACCGCAAAUAGAUUUAACAUGACAAACCCGAUUCUUGCAUUAUUUUAUUUUAUUUGAGUUGUAAACUUAAAGUUGUUAAAAUCGCAAAGGCGCCGACGUGUGGAUUUACUUCGCGACACCAGCGAGCAUAUUUUAUGAAUGCACGGGUACAUUAGUCUAGAAGGCGACUAUGGAAAUGUGGCCACUUUACAAAAUGUCCGGGAUGAGUCGCGAUAGCGUUGUCAGAACACGAUAUUUCCAUUAUGUAUACGAUUUGAGCACUUGUUUACAUGUUAAGAUAGCAGAGAGCCGCGCGCUGCGUGGGUAGCACUCUCAACCGAACCGGAUUACACUCAGAAGCAAUAACAAGGGCACAUUUUACGUCUCAAAAAUACAUAAUCAUUGCCUGGCGCUGUGAAUUUGGGAUACACAUACUUAUAAAAUUCCAAAACAGUAAAAUUUGACACUUUGUACUAUUGCUUGUGACAGUCUGAUUCAUAUCAACUUUUCGGUACAUUAUAGUACAGAGCGCUGGUGCAAUAUUCUAUGCUUUACCAACUCUGCACUAUCAUACAAUAGUUAUAAAAGCAAUCAAUUUUAACACACACUGGCGCAUAAUGUAAAAAUAAUGUUAAACAUUGAUAGUUGUAACAAUCGUAUGCAACGAUUCAGGUCCAGGCACAUAUAAGAUGUAUAAAAAUAAUUGUUGAUCGAUCUCAUUGUUAUGGAAAUGUUUGUACUUUAAUAACCCUAAAUAUUGUUAUCAUACAAGGUAUGAACUUCUAUUGAGGAUAAUUUGAUUAUUUUUUAUUUUUCCCUGAUUUGGUUAAGUAGGUGUACUGAUGUUAUUUUACCAAAGACAAGUUUCCGUUCAUAGAAUUUAAUUAUCUCCAGAACGAUUAAGAGCUGUUUAUAAAUCGAAUAAUAGUGAUAUAAAUUAUACUCUGAAGUGGUGCAAUGGUUAGUUAAGUACAUUCUGUAUAAAUAUUAGAAAACUAACUGUUUAAGGCGUUUCAUCGUUUGUGUUAUCUCCUGCCAUGGCUUCAGUGACUGUUCUUCGCGUGUCAAAUGUUCCAUCAUUCCAUAAAUUGCUAAAUUUGUGUUACGCAAAUUAUAAAAGAAAUAUUUAAAAGUCUAAAGAUUUCUAAAAUUGGAGUAUCGUAACAAAAAUUACGGCUACAUAAGAUAUUGUAUUUAUGUAAAUAUUCACUGUCAUUAGUUAGCAAAUAUUGGCUAGAAUAAAUGUUUCGAUCUUUCGUCAACAUCGACAGAAUGAGGUAAACGUCCUAGUGUAUGACAGACCGUUUGUUCUGUCUAUUGCUUGGAAUUAAGAUUGAAAGUGGUAACUAUUGGGACAGUUUCCAGCACUAGGACAUUUGCGCUAAAUGCUUCAUUUCACAGUUACUAUGUAAAUAAAUAUAUUUAUUUAAUGAUUCAACAAAA